Kluyveromyces lactis is the source of this 1671-nucleotide messenger RNA. RefSeq lists its product as uncharacterized. NCBI's taxonomy places the organism in Eukaryota, Fungi, Ascomycota, Saccharomycetes, Saccharomycetales, Saccharomycetaceae. Bases 1 to 1671 code for a protein of 556 amino acids. The record is from RefSeq and is a predicted model, not a curated record. The transcript has a single exon. Gene Ontology annotation, cellular component: membrane.
AUGAGAGCACUAUGGCUACUGCUUUUACUUGCAGUUAUAUUCAUGGCUGUGGCUGCUUUUUACUUUGUCAAUCGGGUUUUAUCGUUCAAACUUUAUAAGAACAAUUAUCCAGCCACCUUAUUUGUGCUAUUGCUUAAUAUGUUCCUCUUACUCUCCAUCGCAUACUUACUUCCAUUGGAUGUUUUUUGUGCUGCUCAGAGUUCUGGCAUUGGGCAACCUAACCCCAUCAAUUCUACACUCUCUGCAAGGGACGACAUAUCACCAUUAUCGUCUGCGCUAGAGACUGCACCAAACUUUCAUUUCUUAUGGACCUCCUUAUAUUGGUCGCAAUUCGCCAUAUGCUGGUUUAUUUUGCCGGUCUUAAUAUCAUACGUUGAAUUGAAAUAUCUUUAUCCACACGACACAGCUGAUUCUUGGAGUUAUGUCUUGCGAAGGACAAAAACAGCUCUCUAUAAGAAUCUAAAGUUUUAUGUCUUCUGCGCCCUCGCAUUAAUUGUUGGGCUUUUAUAUUUGUUGAUCGCUACAAAACAUGGCCUCAACGAGGUAAAACCUUUAGUCAUUGCCAUGUCUCAUUUGUAUUCUUUGAGCUAUACCCUCAUACUUCUCUCGAAUGGACUAGUAAAUUUACCUAAAGCAUUAUUAUUUCAAGUGCAAGAUGAUAAGAAACUUUUUGUGAAACUCAGUCAAAAUAAUGAGGAUCUAAACGAUUCCAAGUUAAGCCUGUUAGAGGUAGCAGAGAAAGUCCUUUCUCUCAACGUUCAAAAUGAACCGGAUGUCAUAUUGCAGCAAUCAGUCCAAGAAUGUCAGAUGGAGGUUCAAAGACUCUGUAAUGAAUUGAGUUUAACAGUUCCCGUACUGCAUACUACGACUCGGAGUCACUCUUUGACUUUAUCCAAAUUGAACGACUAUUAUAAUAAGUUUACAACAGAGUACUACAAUUACACAUAUCAUCAGGCAAAAUCCAACGAGAUAAUACACACAUUAGUCAGAUCUCAGCGUAAAGCUCUUUCUGUGUCUAUUAAUAUAUCAGUUAAAAUUAUGGGAUUUGUUUUAGUGUUUAUGUCAGUGUUGGUAUUUGUACUUGAGAUAACACCCAUCAAAUUUGGGCAUGCCUCAAUAUUCAUGGGAACAAGCAUUUGGAAUUUCUUUCUAGAAAUGGCCAUUUUAUUGCAUAAUACUAUAUGUUCAUUAUAUUCAUUAUUGCAUGUCAAGAUCCACAAUUUCCAUCUUGUCAGCAAUGGUAAUAGCAGUCCUAAGAAUGCGUUGUAUUUUUCCUUGUAUUCAAGCCGGCUAUUAUUCCCAUUGUGUUUCAACUAUAUGAUAUUAAUUCCCAGAGAUCCUGACGAGCAACAUCAAUCGAGUUUUGAUAAGGUACUCUAUCGUCAAUUAGAAAAGAUACCUUUGGCAAAAUAUUUAAACGAGUAUCUUCCGAUGUUUUUCGUUCUAAUCGUACCGAUAGCUCAGUACUUCGAUUUGAAAGAGAAGGUUCUGUCUAAGUUGCUAGGUGAAGAAUAUUAUUAUCAAUUAUUUGGAUCUAUUAGCUCACGUGAAAGGCCUCUCACAACAUCAACAACGCAAAGAUCAAGACUUGAUGAUGAUUAUGAAUACUCUUUGCAGGACGGCCAGUACUUAUAUGAAAGGGCAACUUCGCACUUUGACAUGAAUGGGUGA